AUGGAGGAACGUAGAAAGCUGCCUCUAGGUAAAAUGGCAGGAAGGAUGGUACAAGAUGAAGGUGCUGGUCUUAACUCUGCCAUUCCUGGCCCUGCUAAUGGAAUGGGAAAUAUGUCGAAUUUGACAGUCCCCGUGCCAACAAGUGACCCAUUUCUGGAUUCUGUCCCAUCUAAAACUUCUAGAACUCUUGAACAGCCAAGGGCAACACUGGCUCCCCUGCAAACUACAUCUGUCCCUUCUACACCUAAACGACGCUUCAGGCCCAAAACACCAAGAACUAAACCUGCUCCCAGUAAAACACAGUUUAUUUCUUUGAAACCUAAAAUCCCUCUCAGUCCAGAAGUGACACACACCAAACCUGCCCUGGAACCUGAGACUCCACCACCAUCACAGCUGCCAAUAGAACCUGGAACACUGGGAACUAAACCUUCAACAACAACAUUAGUUCUGGAACCUGCUACGGUACAAUUGGAGCCCUUGGUGCCCACAGUUGCGUCGAAACCAUCUGAAAGACCUAAAACUACACGUAGACCAGAUGUACCUCAAAUCCAGCCUGAUUCAAAAUCACCAAAGCAAUUACUUCCUAAACCCAAAACCACAGCAAAACCGGAUACGCCACCACCUAAAUCCGUCUUUGAGCCUGUUACAUUUGAGAAUGAAGCGCCCUCCACAACCAUAGUUCCUGCCACAGUCAUUGAACCUGUAACUCUGAGAACUGAGGCUCCUUGGACAACAUUAGCUCCCAAAACAUCACAAAGAACAAGAACACGUCGUCCACGUCCACGUCCACGUCCCAAACAUAAAACCACGCCGAGCCCAGAGACACCUCAGACCAAACUAGACCUUGAACCUGUUACUACUGGGACAUCUUUAGCUCUAAUAACAACAAAGAGACCCCGUCGUCCACGUCCCAAGCCUAAAACCACGCCCCAUCCAGAAGUACCUCAGACCACACUGGUUUCUGCCACAAUCCCUGAGCCAGUUACUCUUAGGACCAAGGCUCCAGGGACGACCGUAGUUCCUGCCACAGUCCUUGAAGCAGUUACUCCUAUCAAAGAGGCUCCAGGGACAGCAUUCGUUCCUGUUACAGACCUUGAACCUGUUACUUUUACAACUGACACCUCUGGGACCACAUUAGCUACCAAAGCAUCACAAAGACCUCGUCGUCCACGUCCCAGACAUAAAACCACACCAAGCCCUCAAGUACCUCAGACCAAACCGGUUCCUGCUACAGUCCUUGAACCUGUCACUCUUAGACCAGAGGCCCCCAGAACAACAUUAGCUUCCAAAACAUCACAACAGACAAUUCAUCCACAUCCCAGACCAAAAACCACACCAAGUCCUGAAGUACCUGAGUCCAGACCAGCUCCUACUGCAGACUUUGAACCUGUUACAUUCAGAGCUGAGGCUUGGGUGACAACACAAGCUCCUAAAACAUCAAAACGGACCCGUCGUCCACGUCCCAAACCUAAAACCAAACCAACUCCUGAGGCACCUCAAACCAAACCGGUUCCCACUGCAGAUCUUGAACCUGGUACUUUUAGAACUGAAGCUCCAGAAAUCGUGGUUCUUCCUACAGUCCUUGAACAUGUCACUCUUAGAACCAAGGCUCCAGAAACAACAUUAGCUCCUAAAACAUCACGAGUUCAUCGUCCACGUCCCAGACCUAAAACCACAUCAAGCCCUGAAGCACCUCAGACCAAACUGGUUCCUGCUACUAGCUUUGAACCUGUUAUUCAUAGUUCUGAAGCUCCAGAAACAACAUUAGCUCCCACUGAACUGCAUACUCUUAUUUUGAAACCAGUGACAUCACCAAGCCUAGAAAUGACACAAAGUCAACCUGUUUCUGAAGUCCUGGAAUCGGUUACAUUUAGCACUGAGUCAUCAAAGGAAGCUAUAGCACCAACUGAAAUAGAUUAUGUAUAUUCCACUGCCAAAGCACCACUCAGGCCAGAAGAGCCAAAGACUGAAGUUGUGGAAUCUAUUACAAAUGUGUCUGAACCACCUGAGAUCACGCUAGAAACAUCACCUCUGCCUUCCCAAACUGUAAUCCUACCCAGCCCAGAUGAGCCUCAGACCGAACCGGUGCCCAAGCAGACACCGCGAGCUCCUCCCAAACCAAAAAUAUCUCCACGUCUAAGAAUCCCACCGACACAGCCAGCUCCUAAGGUGUUCCAGCGUGUUACUCCGAAGCCAAAGACAUCACCAAGUCCAGAAGUGUCCUAUACUCAGCCUGUUCCAAGAGAUGUGCUCCUUCCCCAUAAACCAGACCCCGAAGUCUCUCAGAGCGAACCUGCUCCUUUAGAGACACGAGGCAGCCCUUUCAUUCCUAUGAUUUCACCGAGUUCCAGUCAAGAGGAACUACAAACCACUCUGGCAGAAACAGACCAGUCCACCCAAGAACUCUUCACAACUAAGUUUCCACGAACAACUGAAUUGGCAAAGACAAUUCAGGCACCACACAGAUUGUAUACAACUCCUGUGAAGCCCAGAACACCUGACAAACCACACAUCAGACCUGGGGUCAAGCAAGCACCACUGCCAUCCGGUGCUGAUAGAAAUGUGUCAGUGGACUCUUCUCACUCCACAAAAAAACCAGGCACUCGUCGCCCACCCUUGCCACCUAGACCCAUGCCCCCACGAAGAAAGCCUUUACCACCAAAUAAUGUCACCGGAAAGCCAGGAAGCACAGGAAUCAUUUCAUCAGGCCGAGUAACUUCCCCACCCUUGAGGGCAACACUCAGACCUACUGAAGCCCCCUUGGAGAGAACAGAGACAGAUAAAAAGCAACCAACAGCUCCUGCCUCAGGAGAAGAUCUUGGUAAUAUGACUGACUUUAGCUCAAGUCCAACAAGAGAAACUGAUCCUCUUGGGAAGCCCAGAUUCAAAGGUCCUCACGUGCGGUAUAUCCAAAAGCCUGACAACAGGCCCUGCUCCAUCACUGACUCUGUCAAGCGAUUCCCCAAAGAGGAGGCCACAGAAGGGAAUGCCACCAGCCCACCACAGAACCCACCUACCAACCUCACUGUUGUCACUGUGGAAGGGUGUCCCUCCUUUGUCAUCUUGGACUGGGAUAAGCCACUCAAUGACACUGUCACUGAGUAUGAAGUUAUAUCCAGAGAAAAUGGGUCAUUCAGUGGGAAGAACAAGUCCAUUCAAACUACAAAUCAAACCUUCUCCACAGUAGAAAAUCUAAAACCAGACACAAGCUAUGAGUUCCAGGUGAAACCCAAAAACCCACUUGGUGAAGGCCCACCCAGCAACACAGUGGCAUUCAGUACUGAAUCAGCUGACCCUAGAGUGAGUGAGCCAGUUUCUGCAGGAAGAGAUGCCAUCUGGACUGAAAGACCCUUUAAUUCGGACUCUUACUCAGAAUGUAAGGGCAAACAGUAUGUCAAAAGGACGUGGUAUAAAAAGUUUGUAGGGGUGCAGCUGUGCAACUCUCUCAGAUACAAGAUUUAUCUGAGUGACUCCCUCACAGGAAAAUUUUAUAAUAUAGGUGAUCAGAGAGGCCAUGGAGAAGAUCACUGCCAGUUCGUAGACUCAUUUUUAGAUGGACGCACAGGACAGCAACUCUCUUCUGACCAGUUACCCACCAAAGAAGGCUAUUUCAGAGCAGUUCGCCAGGAACCUGUCCAAUUUGGAGAAAUUGGUGGUCACACCCAAAUCAAUUAUGUCCAGUGGUAUGAAUGUGGGACCACAAUUCCUGGAAAAUGGUAGAUGCUGCAAUCACGUUCAGAAGUGCCUUCUGUUUCAUCAUGGCAAAAAAUAAUUGGAAACAGUAUGGUGUUUGUCAUAUGCAUUUAAAGCUCUUAUGUUUACUAUGUAUAAAAGUUUAAAAUUAAUUAAUGGCAAUAUUAGAUGUUUACUAGGAAGAGCGCUGAGAAUAUUUAUCAGGUUUUACAAAGUCAUUUAAAGAAAGCAAAAUAUUGACAUUAACAGAAUAACAUUUUUGGGGAAGCUGGCUCCCUAUUCAUGGUAU
Messenger RNA from Lipotes vexillifer (Yangtze River dolphin), 3982 nucleotides. RefSeq names its product ABI family member 3 binding protein (gene ABI3BP). Gene Ontology annotation, molecular function: protein binding. Gene Ontology annotation, biological process: positive regulation of cell-substrate adhesion; extracellular matrix organization. The coding region runs from base 1 to 3720 and encodes 1239 amino acids. The record is from RefSeq and is a predicted model, not a curated record. NCBI's taxonomy places the organism in Eukaryota, Metazoa, Chordata, Mammalia, Artiodactyla, Lipotidae. The transcript has 48 exons.